Messenger RNA from Polypterus senegalus (gray bichir), 1218 nucleotides. RefSeq names its product E3 ubiquitin-protein ligase TRIM39-like. Gene Ontology annotation, molecular function: protein binding. The transcript is spliced from 4 exons. The record is from RefSeq and is a predicted model, not a curated record. Lineage: Eukaryota; Metazoa; Chordata; Cladistia; Polypteriformes; Polypteridae. The coding region runs from base 556 to 1137 and encodes 193 amino acids.
UAAAUAUGUACAUUAUUUUUUCUUUCUGAUUAUGUAUGUAAGCUGCCUCUGUUAUGUGCCAUGUGUUUUGUGGGUGGUCCCCCCAAGAGGUGGGGCCACCUGGCAAUCACCGCCUGGAACUGCCCACCACCUUAUAAAUCUGGAUGUUUUCCCACAGUUCUUGGCAGUUCAUUUUGAAUGUGCCUGGGAGUGGUGAAUUUACUUGUGAUCUGCUGAGAUUUACAGAUUAUUUGACCUUCUGUUCCUUUUGGUUACACCUUUGGAUUCUUUUUUGGGCACCUCCUUUUUGGCUUUUAUGGAGCUUGCUGUUUGUUAUAGGAUUUUGUAAAAUACAUUUUUUUUUUAUUUAUAAAGAAUUCUUUUCUUGCCCUUAUUCUAACCGAGGUUUGGUGGUGUACCCCUGUCUAGUGGGCAUUUUUUAAAUUUCUUUUGGAACUUUUCAUUCACUGGGACUCUCAGUCUAUGACAAACAUUAAACACUAAUUCUAUUUUUUCUUCUUUAAAUAUGCAGUGAAUUAUCAAAAGUUGUUACUUCUUAAGAAGGAAAUUAAUUCUAUGAGGACCAUCACUCAAUCAGAAAUGAAUUCAAUGAAAAGUUUAACAGCUACUCUUACAUUAGACACUGACACUGCUCACCCUGAACUGAAGAUUUCAACUGAUGGAAGAGGAGUGAAAGAAUAUAACAGACAAGAGGAUAUCCUUGACAAUCCAGAAAGAUUUGAUUAUUGGGCUUGUGUUGUGACAAAAGAGUGCUUUGUGUCAGGAAGGCACUACUGGGAAAUUGAUGUUGCUAAAAACAUUUAUUGGGUUAUAGGCGUGUGCCGCGACUCUGCACGAAGAAAAGGGGACUUUGUGUUAUCCUCCCAAUAUGGCUACUGGACUCUGUCUUGGCAAAGUGAGGAGUUUUCUGCUCUUACUGAUCAUGCCAGUCCCAUGCAUUUGCAAAAAGAACUGAAGCCACAGAAACUCGGAGUGUAUCUUGAUCAUGACAAAAAGCAGCUCUCCUUUUACAACGUAGAUACCCAGUCUCAUAUUUACACUUAUUCUGACAUGAGGUACCACAAAAAUGAAAAAGUUUUUCCAUUUUUUCGAACACGGGAUCGACUUACAGAUCUGAUUAUUCUGGAAGAAAAAUGAGAGUAAUCCGUCAUAUGAACUGUCUCUAAAUAUGGUAUUUUACUAUGUAAUAAAAGAGAUAUUACCUUCCAAAAGUAUUAU